UAGUAACCUCUCGAUCGAUUACACGAAGAUGAACCAUAACUAAAAACUGCUAUGAAAACUACUGGAAUUACGAGCUUAUUUUACACACACGGCUUUUUAUGUGCCUCUCAUCCUGUAGAGAUACUACUACUGUGUAUAACUGGCACAGUCUGUCUGCUAACUCUUAAUAUUUAUGAUGCUACACACGCUCAAGAUUCGCUUGUUUCUGCAGUCACCAAGCAGAAUAAGAAUCACUUCCCUGUCAGCAUUCAUGUUCAGAUCAGCGCCACAAGCUACUUCCUCGCUCUUCUGUGCGUAUAUUUACAGUGCAAAAAGAUAUUACAUACUGGAUCGACAUAUUUAGCUGUCAUAGUUGGAAUAUUUCUGAUAUUUUCCUGUGCACUAUAUACAUCCAUCAUUGGAAACAUAUUCAGAGGUGAACUAUCUAUUCUAAGAGAGGCGAUUCCUUUCUUCUUUCUGUUAAGUGAUUUUGUUACAGUCACUGAUCUGACUAAAUUUGCCCUCUUAUCAACAUCAUGUGAAGAGGCCACAUCAAAAAUAGCACAGGGUGUAGCUACAUUAAGUCCAUCUGUUACUUUAAAUACUUUAGUUGGAGCUUUGGUAAUUGGAGUUGGAUCUCUCUCAGGAAUACAGGAAUUAGAAACAGCUAGUUACCUUGGUUGUCUUGCUCUAGUUACCCACUAUAUUAUCUUUAUGACCUUCCUUCCUGCAUCUCUUUCUUUGUUUCUUGAGUUGUGUAACAGAGGUCAAAAUCAACCGGCAUGGCUGUUAGAUUCAUCCAUUGAUCUUGAUGUGGAGGAGCACCAACAAAAAUCAAAUCCGUUAUUACAGCAUGUUAAGAUAAUUAUGUCUGCAGGUUUGUUGUAUGUUCAUAUGUACAGCCGGUUAAUAGUCAGUACUGAUUCAGAGAAUAAUACCAAUUAUAAAACAAGUGGUUCACCAACUGCCAGUAGUAUUUCAAGGUUUUUGGCAGGCAAUGCAGAGGAGGUUGUAGCAUUUGUAUUAGCUUUAUUAGUAGCUGCAAAGUACUUGUAUCUUGAAAAAAAUGAAUCAAGAGUGCUGAUUGAUACAACAUCAGAAGUGUCAUCUUCAUACAAUGUAAAGGAAGCAAAAAAAGACAGAUUAGUUAUUGGAUUAAAGCAAAAGAAAAGGAUAAGAAGAGCUACAUAUACCUGUGGUGAUGAUGAUUCCAUUGAUGAAGAAAUAACUGAAAUGCUAGAUGAAAACACACAAACAUCAGAGCAGUGUUUAGUAACAAAAACAUUGAAAGCGACACUGGAAGAUACAAUGGAAGAUACAAUGGAUACUAAAAAAUCACCAAAGAACCAAUCAUUUUCAUUCACUCAUCAUAUACCAAAAUGGAAACGAUGUCAUUCUUUCAAUGAUAGCUUGAGAGUCACUGUAAACGAUAACCCCCCUAGAUGUGUAACUGCCUUGGAGAAAAGCAAUAACAGCAAAGAUAACUUGAACUUCAAUAUUCCAUCAGUUAUAGUAAGCGAGCACCAAGAUCUGUUUGAGAAACCUGUCAUGUCUGGAUGUAUUGAAAGUGCUGGUUCUGAAAGAAGGACUUGCAGAGAUGGUGUAAGGACAGUAGGAGAGUGUAAGAAAAUAAUGAAAGAACCAGAUGGUAUAUUUGAUCUUACAGAUGAAGAAAUAUGUUCCUUAGUGGAUGAAAAAGUUAUUCCAUUUUACCAACUUGAAUCAGCUUUAAAUAAUUUCCAGAGAGCAGUGCACAUCAGACGGAAAAUCACAUCUCAUAAAAUAAACGAAGACCAGGAUACCUUAUCAGGCCUCCCAUAUCAGCACUAUGACUACAAAUUAGUUUCAGGAGCUUGCUGUGAAAAUGUAAUAGGAUAUAUGCCAAUCCCAGUGGGUGUGGCAGGACCUCUCCACCUAGAUGGAAAAACAUAUUAUGUACCCAUGGCAACGACAGAAGGUUGCUUAGUGGCAAGUACUAAUAGAGGAUGUAGAGCACUAGCAGGAAGUGGUGGUGUAAGAAGUUCUGUCAUAGGGGAUGGUAUGACAAGAGGACCUGUGGUACGAUUCCCUUCAGCCAUGCAAGCAAGUGAGGUCAAGUUAUGGUUAGAAGAUCAACUGAAUUUUGCAGCUAUCAAAAAAUCAUUUGAUAGCACCAGCAGGUUUGCCAGGUUAAAGUCAAUCAAGUGUGCAGUAGCUGGACGGUUGUUGUUUGCAAGAUUUGUUGCCACUACUGGUGAUGCUAUGGGAAUGAAUAUGUUGUCCAAGGGUACUGAGAAGGCACUUAAAGAACUUCAGGACCAGUUUCCAAGCAUGGAAAUAUUGAGCUUAAGUGGAAACUACUGUACAGACAAAAAGGCAACAGCAAUAAAUUGGAUAGAAGGCAGAGGAAAAUCAGUAGUAUGUGAAGCUAUCGUGCCUGCACAUGUGGUAACCAAGGUAUUAAAAACAAGUGUAUCAGCUUUGACAGAACUGAAUACAAGCAAAAACCUGGUUGGUUCAGCAAUGGCAGGUGCUAUUGGUGGUUUUAAUGCUCAUGCAGCAAAUAUUGUUACUGCUUUGUUUAUUGCUACUGGGCAGGAUCCUGCACAGAACUUAGCAAGCAGUAACUGCAUAACACUAUUAGAACCAUGUGGACCAAAUCAUCAGGAUCUUUACAUAAGUUGCACUAUGCCUUCACUAGAAGUAGGAACUGUUGGUGGUGGUACAAUCCUAGCACCUCAGACAUCCUGCUUACAGAUGCUUGGUGUACAAGGAGCCUGUAAUGAGGAACCUGGUCAAAAUGCUACACAACUAAGUCGUAUAAUAUGUGCUACAGUAUUGGCAGGUGAACUUUCAUUACUUUCUGCACUUGCUGCAGGACAGCUUGUACAGAGUCACUUAAAACAUAACAGAUCAACUAUCAAUUUAUUUGGAAGAGAAGAACCAAUGAAGAAUUGUGCUGUUUUAUGACAAACACCCUUCCCUAGCCAUUCACAAUCGUAACCUUCUAUCCUGUAGGACAGCAAGAAGAAAUGAAAAUAAACGACUUUAUUUAGCUUUUGUCAAUCUAGAAAACAUAAUAUGAAAUUCUAUUUUAGGAAUAAUUGAUACUAGUUGAAAUAUUGUAAAUAGUGUUUUACUGCUUUAUUUCCUAAAUUGUAUUGUAAAUCAUUACAAGAAAUAGUUAAUAUUUACAUCAUUUAUGAGAAUAACCAGAAGACAGAUAAGAAAGCUUAUGUUCAGCAAUAUUAAAUUAUUAUGGAUACCUUAUUAUUCAA
This is a messenger RNA of Actinia tenebrosa (Australian red waratah sea anemone), 3236 nucleotides long. RefSeq names its product 3-hydroxy-3-methylglutaryl-coenzyme A reductase. Gene Ontology annotation, molecular function: hydroxymethylglutaryl-CoA reductase (NADPH) activity; NADP binding; protein binding. The record is from RefSeq and is a predicted model, not a curated record. Lineage: Eukaryota; Metazoa; Cnidaria; Anthozoa; Actiniaria; Actiniidae. Gene Ontology annotation, biological process: sterol biosynthetic process; coenzyme A metabolic process; isoprenoid biosynthetic process. Gene Ontology annotation, cellular component: endoplasmic reticulum membrane; peroxisomal membrane.